AUGAAAUUAAUCACUGAUAACUCUAUCUCAGAUUGGAAUAACGAUUUAAGCAACUAUAGGAAGCAUGACUUUGAUCCAUAUCAAAUAUAAAGACCUAAAAUUAUCAAGAGGGCAGAGAUUUAUCAUAAAGAAUUCUCCUAUGAUCCUUUGCUUCAGGAGUACAGAGAUCCAUAAAAAGAAAAGAUUGCAAAGCAAACUGAUAUUGACACAAUUAAGACUAAAAUUGCUUAGAAUAUGGUAUUUUUUACUGUUAUUCAAAUAAAAUUCUAGGACUAUUAAUUGAAGGGAGAAUAAAUUUACAAUAUUUUGAAUAUGGAAAACAAACUAAAAGGUCUUGAGAAUAACAUAAAUUAUCCAAAAGAAAAUGCUUGGAAACCAAGAAUUAUAAAGAAUACAAGACAAGAUCACAACAUUAUAAGCAAUCUUAGUUUCGAGGAGCAUCAUUUUGAAUCACCAGAGAAAAGACCUAAACCAGAGGGACUGUUUAAAGGCAAGAAAAUUGUGAGGAAAUUGAUUGAGAAAGAUUACAAUAUCAUCUCUAAUAAAUUUGACUUGUAUAAUGAGGAACGAAGUAAAUGGGAAAAACAGGAAUAGCUCACUAAGGCAGCUGAAAAAUAUUGGAAAAAGUCUAAGUUUGAUCCAAUCAAUCAAACUUAUUUAGAUCCUUAGAUCGAAUAGAAGAAUAAGGAAUUGGAGGGAGACUAGAUUGCUACUCAUGCCAAUAAAUACUACAAAAGAAUCCCAGUUGCUCUUUAAAAAAUUAAAAGAUUUGAAGUCACAACUAUCUUUGAAAAAUUUAACAGAGAAAGGCUGGAGUUUACUUAAAACCUUCAUAAAGAAAAAAUACAAAACAAAAUAUCGUUUGAUAGAUUCAAACUAACUAAUGAUAGAGGAUUUGAUAUACUUACUCAUUAGGACUUAAGCUAGAGUCCGAACAGAGAAUCAAAAGAGCUAUAUUUCUAGCAAGUAAAAAAACCUUCUCCCUGGAAUUAAAUUCUGAAUAGCUCUUAAUUGAUUGAUAAAUCUUCUUACGGAUUUGAAAAUUCUACAUCUUAUUCAAGGCCAGUAGACCAUCUUCAAAACUCAACAUUUAUGAAUGCAGCCAAGUCAUCAGUGUCAUCUAAUUACAAUAAAACCUUCGAUAAAAUAGACAUAUAAAAAAUCAAUCAUAUACAAUCUACACAGGACUUACCAAAUAUAAACUAAGUCCUCUCUAUGAAUAGGAAAGAGGAGUCAUCUCAAAUAUAGAUUGGCGGCUAUAAAAUUCUUGAUAGACAAUAAAGAUUAAACAAUAGCUUGACGAAUUAUCAACAGCAGGCUCUUAAAGAGGAGGCAUUUGAGGAGGGUAGCCUGAUGGGUUUCAGCAAUUUAAAAAAGAAUUUACAGAUGCUCCACUGUUACCUCCAAUUCCAAGAAGUAGAGGUUCUUUUUAGCAAUAAAAUGAUGACAAUUACAGAUAUUAGAUUCAAUCAAGUCAUUCUCAAACCUCAAUACCUCGAGAAGAUCCGUGAUCUCGAACUUUAAAUAAUUGAUAUAAAAGCUCAAACUGAGAGGAAAAUUGCAUCAAUAAUGGAAGAGUUACCAAAUAAGAUCGAUAAAGAUAUGAAACGUUUUGAGCAAAAAGAGGUGGAAUCUCAAAGAAACAAUGUGUAGUAGCUCACUCUAAACUAAGAGCAGUUAAAUGUGAUUAAGGAUUAGCUAUUACUGUAGAUAGAGCAGAUGACUCACAGAUAUAGCGAUAUUAAAAUCAAAUUAGAUGAGUAAGACUUUAAGGUUGGAAAUUUAGUGAGAAAUUUCGAUGCUAUUAGGAAUUAGAUUAGCGUUAUGAGUAGUGUAAAUGGCUCAAGCAAUUCUUACGAUAGAGCUGGGGCAAUGAUUAAUAAUGUUGAGAUUGAAACUGAAGUUAAGUUGCUAAGAGGUUAAUUGUUGGAUGAAAGAACUAAAAGAGAAAUGCUCUUUUUUGAGUAGCAUUAACUUGUCACUCAGCUAUAAAAUUAAUUUCAUCAAUAGGAAUAGGAAUUAUUGAAAAGGUUGAAAGAAUAUAGAGAAGAUCAGUUAAUGCUGCUCUCUGGUAACUAAGAUGAAAAGCUAUUACUAGAAAGAAUGAAGCAGGAGAAGACUGAUAAUGAUCUUGGAUUCAUAAAGGGGAUGAUAGUUACUCUAGAUAAGAAAAUAGAUGAUGAAAGCUCAUUCAGGAUUAGAAGUGAAGAUGAUAUAAGAAAAUGGUUUGAAGGGAAGAUAAGCAUGACAGUAGACAGACUGAAUUUCGAAGAAAAAGGUUCUCUAGAUAGAGAAAGAAGAAUGAUGCAACAACUAUAAGAGGGAUUAACAUCAAUAGCUGAAAUAGUAAGAGGAGUCAAAGAAUAAACUGCAAUUGGAUUGAAUGAAGUGCACACUCUUGCACUAGAAAAUAUCACAGAACUGUCUAAGAAAAUAGAUGUAAUAAAGGAGACAAUUUACCAAAGGCAAUCUUUAAAUGAGGCAGGAUUGCUUGAUGUUAAAAACAGAAUGGACACUAUGGAGUAAUAAACUUUCAAGCAUGCGAAGGUGGUUAACGAUUAAUUGCAGAAAGAAAUGACUAGAAUGGAAAAGAUAGCAUCAACCCUUGAGAAGCACACAGUGAGUCAGAUUUAAGAGCUUAAGCUGUUGGUAUCAUCAAAUGAUGAGAAGAUGGAAAAAUGGAAAGUCAAUUUUGAAGACGCUGAAGGGAAGAAACUGUUAGAAGUGCAUUCUGCGAUGAAAAUUCUUAAUGGAAACUUUAUGAAAGUUAAUAAAGAUAAUAAGGACAGAUUCGAGAUACUUCAAAAAGAGUUUUAGGGACUAGAUAAUGCAUUGAGAAAUCAAAUAGGAGAUGUAAGGCACAAAUCUGAAGUCGAUCUAAGAUCAACAGAGGAGAGGACAAUAAUGCUAAUAGAUAAAUACUUUUAAAAAUUGCAACAUGGAACUGGAGAUGAGAAAUCAACUACAAUCAUUUAAAACAUUGCUGGUGGUGUUUCUUUAGGAGAUAUUGAUCAGAGACUUAAUUCUGUGAAAGAGGAAAUGAAAUCAUAUGCAGAGAGAGUGGUGUAUUAGAAUGCUGAAAAACUUAUCGAAUCAAAGGCUUAAUCAGAAAUGCUGCUUGAGGGGAGAUGCUAAGGUUUCGCAGUUGAGCUUGAAAAGAGAUACAAAGAAUUGAUAAAGUAAUAUAAGGAUGAAUAAGAUUCUUUUGAGACUGAUAGAAAGAUUAGAGUUAAAACUAUUGAAGGAUAGCUGUAAGAAUAACUAGCCAAGUUGAAAUCAGAGGCAGUGCUUAAAAAUGAUAUCGCUGCUUAGAAGGAAAAUGAAUUGAGAAGAUGGAUUGAGUAACAAUUAAAGGAUACAAUAGCUGAUUUAGGCAAAAUAGUCGAUAAAAAAUUGGCUGAAAAUGAAGUGCUAGUUAGAAAAAUUCUGCUGAAAGGAGGGCAUAAUGGGAGCGGCAUUAAAGACAAUGAAAUGAGAGCAAUGAAGGAAAAGAAUUUACUUGAGUAUGUUGAUACUAUGAUUACUAAUUUGAAAUUCGAACUGUAGUCAGAAUAUGAAGAAGAAAAAGCUAGAAAGAAUGGUAGACUAGAUGAGGUUACAAGGCUCAUUCAAACUCAUAAAUCAUUAUUAGAUGAACAUAUUCAAUAGCAGGGUGAAAGUUUAAAAGCCCUCCUAAAGGCCAAUUUGAAUGAGGAAUCAGUUCACAGACAUAGAGAGGACGAGAAAAUCUUGGCAUUAAUAGCAAAGAAUAAUGAAAUACUAUAGAAAUACCUAGAAGCUAAAUUUUCUGAAGAAGCAGAGAAAAUGAUAGUUCGAAUCGACACUAAUAGAAUGGAAUUCAUUAAUGUAAGGGACAAACACGAUAAUCAUUUGAAUCUCUUAGAUGAGAAACUAGCUUAAAAUAAAGAAAAGAUAGAUGAACUAGAUAAAAGAGUCUCCGAUAAGCUUGAGGGCUUUGAUUAGCUUAGUAAGGAGGAAUAGGAGCAAAAGAAGAGAGAUGCUGAGGUAAAGAAACUUAUGCAGGAUAUGAUGAAUAAGAUCUGUGCUAGUGAGGAAAUGGAUGAAUAGCAAAAACUUCAAUAAAGACUAGACCAGAUUGAAGUUAAUGCUCUAAUGAAUGAUUUGAUUAACAAGGCAACUCAGAAUGUAAUGGAUAAGAAGUUUGAGGAUGAGAUAUUGAACUUCACAAUGCUUAUUGAUUAGUUUGUAUCUUCAGCUAACCAGAACUCUGCAGUUCUCUAUUAAGAUUUUAACAAAAGCAUCAAAGAGGCAUUUGGCUAGACAAUGCAGCAAAUAUAGGAUACUAUUGGUAAUAUGUCAGAAGAAUUAUCUGCUGCCAAAUAGUAGCUAACUGUUGUUACUAAUAAAUUGGAUGAUGUUGAUAUAAACAGCAGAAAACAAUUAAGUGAGUUGAAUGAUAAAAUGGAAGUAGAAAGAAUUGUGUCUGAUUUAGUUGGCUGGGUAGCAGAAUAGUAAUAUCAUUUGUGA
Molecule: messenger RNA, 4488 nt
Organism: Stylonychia lemnae
Lineage: Eukaryota; Ciliophora; Spirotrichea; Sporadotrichida; Oxytrichidae
Source: the annotation of a GenBank genome assembly